This is a messenger RNA of Linum tenue, 1728 nucleotides long. Lineage: Eukaryota; Viridiplantae; Streptophyta; Magnoliopsida; Malpighiales; Linaceae. The record is from the annotation of a GenBank genome assembly.
AUGUGCUCCAAUUCACACCCCAAGAACUUGGACGACCACAGAUGGAUAAUCAACAUCCGGCGAUCCCUCGAGGAGCAAGAACACGUGGAAGACAUCGUCGGCCUAGAAGACUCCGACGAUGAACUCACCGUUCGAAUCUUCAACGUCCCCAAACCCCUCCUGUCCACACAUCCUGACUCCUACACCCCUCAGCAAGUCGCCAUUGGACCUUACCACCACCACCGCCCGGAGUUGCACGAGGCAGCUCGACACAAGCAUUCCUCGGCCAGGAGGCUACAACGACAGCUGCAGCCUCCUGUCAGGUUUGCACACAUUGUCGAACGGCUGAUGAAACUCGGGGCCAGGAUUCGAGACUGCUACCACAAGUACUUGGAUUUCAGUGACGAGACCCUGGCCUGGAUGAUGGCCAUCGACGGCUCCCUCUUGCUAGAGCUCCUUCGUGGACCACCUGAAACCCAGGAAAGGCUCACAACUGAAGAUCAUGAUGUCCAGCAUCACGGCAGAUCGGUAGGAUUGAUGUUGACUGUUGUGAAAUCGGGCCAAAACAGUGGGAUGAUCAGGGACGUUAUGAUGCUCGAGAAUCAGAUUCCGAUGAUCGUGUUACGUAAGAUCCUCGAAGUUCAACACGGGACACAGGAGCUGGGAGAUGAGAAGCUUAGGGCAAUGUUGGUUGGUUUUUGCAGGGAGGUUUCACCUUUCAAGAUGAUGGAUGACUUCCACGGGAUUGAAGCUUCACGUUCUGCUCAUUUGCUUGAUUACUUGUACCAGACAAUUGUGCCAAAUCAGGUACAUUCUGGGUCAGUAGUAACAGAAGAAACAGCUGCUGCAGAUCAAAUAACGCAAGCAGAUGAUUCAUCAACGGAAUGCAACGACAACGAAAGAUCAAAUCAAGGUCUCCUCACAUCAGUUAAGAGACUUACCUCCAAGCUAGACAAAGAUCAUCUCAAGAGACUUCUGCUAUCGAAACCAGUAAAAUUCGUUCUCAGAUUGCCAUUCACAAUCCUCACCAAUCUCCUCCCUGGUUUUGCCAUCCUUAGACACCCGGUCGAGUAUUUCAUCUUCUCGUCACCACCCCACGACAGCAGACCAGGGCCAAGCAACUCAAACAACAACCUCUAUCGACCUCCACUGCUAGAAGAAAUCAACAUCCCAUCAGUUACAGAGCUCGUAAGCUCCGGGGUCCAUAUUGUCCCAACCGUGAGCAGUAUCUUGAGCAUUAGCUUCGACAACAAGUCAUCGAAGCUGCAUCUGCCGAUAGUUAGCUUAGAUGUUAAUACAGAAGUCGUGUUGAGGAACCUGGUGGCAUACGAGGCAUCGAAUGCAUCAGUGGGCCCACUGGUUUUCACACGAUACACGGAGCUGAUGAAUGGGAUCAUUGACACUGGGGAGGAUGUGAAGCUGCUGAGGGAGCGGGGCGUGGUAUUGAAUCACUUGAAGAGUGAUGAUGAGGCAGCAGAUUUGUGGAAUGGGAUGAGCAAGUCGAUUAGGCUGACCAGAGUGGCUUUUCUAGAUGAUGUGAUUGCAGAAGUGAACUUGUAUUAUAAUGGACGAUGGAAGGUGAGGAUUGGGAGAUUUAUGGGGCAAUAUGUGUUUGCUUCUUGGCAGUCGCUGACACUUUUGGCUGCAGUCUUGAUCUUGGUUUUGAUGGCAUUCCAAGUAUUCUGCUCAGUUUAUAACUGGUAUCGUAUUCUUAGCAUCAGGAGGGCUACUUCGACAAUUCGAAGUUAA